This is a messenger RNA of Hylaeus volcanicus, 7316 nucleotides long. RefSeq names its product roquin-1 (gene roq). The record is from RefSeq and is a predicted model, not a curated record. Gene Ontology annotation, molecular function: metal ion binding. Lineage: Eukaryota; Metazoa; Arthropoda; Insecta; Hymenoptera; Colletidae. The transcript is spliced from 16 exons. The coding region runs from base 236 to 2974 and encodes 912 amino acids.
CUUGCACCGCUCUCUGGCGAGAAAAUGUGGAAUGUCAUUUUUCUAGAUUGUUUUCGUGAUUGGUCAUGGGUCUAGUGAAGUAGAAACAAGUAGAAACUAGAAAGGUAUAUACGCAAGGAAUAUCGUGCUGAGCUCAUCUUACUAUUUGUGAUUCAUCUGUUCUUGCUUCGAUGGCAGAACUAUGUGCGAAGUAACCGAGUAGUUAAUGUGAUGUUUUGUGAGGGCACUAACGAGAAUGCCAAUACAGGCACCACAGUGGACUGAAUUUCUUUCUUGUCCGGUUUGCUGUCAUGACUUUGAUGUGGCCAUACGUGGCCCGAUAUCAUUAGGAUGUGGUCAUACUAUAUGUCGUACGUGCCUUGCAAAUUUACAUCGUAAACAAUGUCCUUUCGAUCAGAGUAUCAUCAAUACAGAAAUAGAAAGAUUGCCGGUAAAUGAAGCUCUGCUACAAUUAGUAGGGAAUCCUGUUCCUACAAAUGUUACAACAGCUUAUCAGAAAUUACUACCACCCAAAGACCAUGCUAAUUAUUUGGUUGCUAAACGUUGUAUUGAAGAACUUGCUCUAUAUCUCAAACCAUGUCAGACAAAUCCAACUUUAGCCACGGGAGGUAUGGGAUUUGUUUCCCGACCGAUGCAGAGAAAAUUAGUAACUCUUGUGGGUUGUCAAUUGGUUGAACCUGAAGGAAGAGCACGCGCGGUAAGGGCAGCUAGAAGUCUAGGUGAACGGUCGGUUACAGAAUUAAUACUUCAACAUCAAAAUCCACAACAGCUUAGCGCUAAUUUGUGGGCUGCUGUACGUGCUCGUGGUUGUCAGUUUCUCGGGCCAGCAAUGCAAGAAGAAGUACUCAAACUUGUCCUAUUGGCGUUGGAAGAUGGAUCUGCUCUUUCUAGGAAAGUGUUAGUUAUGUUCGUAGUUCAACGUUUAGAAUCACAUUUUCCUCAAGCAUCUAAAACAAGCAUAGGACACGUUGUACAAUUGUUAUAUAGGGCAAGUUGUUUCAAGGUAUCUAAACGAGAAGGAGAUUCAUCAUUGAUGCAAUUAAAAGAAGAGUUCAGAACAUACGAAGCUUUAAGAAGAGAGCACGAUGCCCAAAUAGUGCAAAUUGCAACCGAAGCUGGUUUAAGAAUAGCGCCUGAUCAAUGGUCUGCGUUAUUGUAUGGAGAUACCAGUCAUAAAUCUCAUAUGCAAAGUAUUAUAGAUAAACUUCAAACUCCGCAAUUUUUUGCUCAAAGCGUACAAGAAUUGGUUAUCGCUCUUCAACGUACUCCUGACCCUGGACAAUUAAGUAGUCUAAGACCUCAAUUAGAACUGUUAGCUGCAAUAGAUCCCAGCCCAGAAACUGAACCUCCUACAUUAGCAGAAUGUCGCGCAGCGUUAGAAGCUGUUAGAACAGUAGUCGCAGCAUUAGUAGAGUUUAUUCAACAACACGGUAACCGAAAGACGCAAGAUGGUACUCACAGUGUAGGCCCAGGUCAACCCAAAUAUAAAGUGAGCAUGUGUCGAGAUCUAGCACUUAGAGGAUCUUGUCCUAGAUCUACUAGUUGCACAUUCGCUCAUAGCGAUAUGGAACUGGAUAAGUACAGAUCAAAAAAUAGAAAGUUAAGUAUCAGGUCAAAUUUACCCUUAACCAAUAAUUUAGAUGCAAAGGUGGACAAAUCCGUCACUUGCUCGAACAAUAAGACGUUUAAACAGAAUGAGGAUUUAUCUUACCAUUCUAUAAAGUCACAUGAUAAUACUCAUAGAGAGAAUUUCAGUUCUAUAAAUAAAGUUAAUCAAAUGCAACGUCAUACACCAACAAACGAAAAUAAUUUCGUUGGGUCGUUGACGAAUUAUAUGCUACCACCUCCGCAAGGGAUUUCGCCUAUGGUACCGACGAAAAAUAUGGAUAUGUAUUGCUCUCAUUAUAUUAUGCCUAACACAGCCGUUGAUUACUCUACAUCUAAUCUCGGUAUGUGGGAUACAUCGCAAGUUUCAUCCAAUAUAACGAAUGGUAUUUCUAGUGCUAAAAAGCAGCGAACAGUUGCCAAAACAUUGGCGAUGCUGUUGCAACGCAGGAUGGAAAUUUUAAAUCAGCUUGAAACGAUUGUCAACAAACAAGUGCCACAGAUAAAAACGAAUUACGACAUGCAAGGGGAUACAUCGUCGUCAAAUUUUUCUAUAUGGACAAAUACGCCAAGUAAUCCUAUGGUUCCUCCGUCAAAUAUUAAUUGCAACAACAACUUUCGAUGUGCAGAUCCGAUUUUAUUUGACGACGAAUUUGUGCCAUUUGAUGCAUCAUCUAGUAAUAAAUAUGGACCAAUUUCCAAACUAUCCAAAAGUCUAAUGAGAUCUAGUAAUGGCGUACAACCUACCAAUUUUUAUGCAGAAGGAGGUGCACCUCCUACGAUAUCUGCCUAUCGACCUAUGCCAACGGCGAAUUCUAUUACAUCUUGGUAUUACGGUAACCAACCUUAUGCUGCUAUCGGUGCGAAUGGAGGAGUACAAUCUAUCAAUACUUCUACUUUUGGAGAUAAUUACAUUACUUUUGGUCGCAAUUUAUCGGAAUCAUCAACGUACACGCAACUUCCACGACCAGAAUGCAUGUCAAAGGAUUUAAUUCUUGAGUCACAAAGAGUGAAACAGCAGUUGAAACAUCUCGAGAAGAAAAUCAAUGACUUAAAGCUUGCUACGCAAGGAGCAACCUUUACGGCCGGUGAAAGGCUAGCACAGGAGUUGCAAUUGAUAGAAGCUGGUAUCAGAGAAAAAGAAAAAGACGUACGAAAUUGGAGCCCGUAUGGUACUGUACCUUGGAUCCAGUCGUCGAAUAACUUGCUUAGCACUCAAAAUUUCAAUCAAAAUUAUAAAUCGGAAGAGGAGGAUACGUAUGAAGCUGGUAUCGCAAAUGAUAUGCGAGAAUUAGAAUUGCGAUGGGAAUUUGAACUGCAGGAACAAGAAAAGCAUUGGUCGAGCGAAGAGGAAAAUUCUAAAAAAUAAUAGUAAGAUAGUGAGUCUUACUAUACUGUUUACUUAGAUCUGACCAUUAUUCGUUUCAUGAAACAUGUUUUUUUGACAUGUGAACAUAAUUUUUUGUGCGAACUUCCAUGCAUUGGCAUGUUUCAAUUUUCCAACGGAAUGACUGAAAGUAUAAUAGAAUUUGUACCAUUUGCAUAAGAAGAAUUUCAUGCUCUUCUAAGCAACAUCAAAAGAAAUCAACAUUGAAUGAUGGUAUUUAAGUACUAUCGAUAGAUAAAAGAACUUAUAUUUUCUUUCUUUUGACAUGAUCGCUAGUCCUUUACAGGUCUCUUGGUACAUAAGGUUUGUUCUUUGAUUGUGAAAAAAUGUAGUUUUUCCCGAAAUUAUUACCAACGUAUAAAAACUAGCUGUAAAUAUGUGAUACUCUGAGAAAAUUUGUUAAACACAAGUUGUCAAAUCCUUCAUGAUGGUAACUCUUCUUUAAUUACGCUAAAAGUCGCAUUGUUUUAAUUUUUACUAGUUGCAGUAGCAAUUCAUUAUAGAGAUCAGUCUAUUGUAAAAUGUGAGAGUUAGCUGUCGCAUUGGAAUUUACAUUUAUAGAACCGGUGAAGGGUUGAUUGGUGUUCCAUUGUGAAUAUCAUAAUGAGACAUUUCAUUGUCAGACAGAUUGAACAGACGAGAGCAGAUUUGUUAAAAUUUAACAGAAAUUAAUGUCAGUGUUUUAUAAACAUGACAGGAUGUAGUAUAUUUUGUUUAUAUGUUUGCACAAUGAAGCAAAGGAUAUUAUAUUACUGAUACAUUCGGAAAGAAUGCUAUUUAACCUGCAACAAGGUUAUAUAAUAAAAAUAUACGAAUACAUAUAGAUGUUAUGCAUACACAAAAUUAACAUAUUCUGUUAAAAUUUUGCGUAAUUAAGAUAUAUAUUGCUCCUAAUUAAGAUUUAUAUAUAUCUUAAUUAUAAAUAUAUAUAUAAUAUAUAUGACUAUUAAUUUUUAGCUGAUAAAACAAAAUUUUUAAAAAUACGUAGCUUUCUUCCACGAUUCAUGUUUUCAUAUUUGAAAAUAUGUUUUCGAAUAAAACACGGUAAAAUAGUAUAUCGUAUCGUACUUUGUUCAACUCUUACGUGUUUCAUAAAAUGUUGUUGAUUUUAUGCAGAUCUGUUUACGAAAAUUUAUUUAUGUUUGAGAUUUUAUUCGAAAUUCGUAUUCUUUUGGAAUAAUUAUCGACAGGUACUUUUGAAUUUAUUAUAAAUUACAAAAAAAUUAAUAUACAAAUGAGGUUAUAAAUAGAAAAAUUAAGAGGUUAAUUUCUUUUUAUAAAGUAUACAGAUAAAUUACUUAAGUAUUGCAGUUUCAAACACUUAAAAGUCUUGAACAAGAAAAGUGAGAAAAAUUCAAUAGUGUGUAUAGAAUUUUCCUUUAUUUUCACACUAUGUAGUGGGAAAUUAAUUAUAGAUUCCAUUUGUGCCUGGUAAAAAAAAAUUGCAUUUUAUUUGCUACUUCUAAUUGAAUAUGUUGAAACAGUGGUUUUCAAACUAUAGUCAUUAAUGCGGAAAUCAAAUAUUUCUAUUUUUAUUUAUUAGAAACGUUUACUAGAAUUUUAUGGUUUAGUAGCAUAUACCAUGUACAAUGUACAUAAUACAUAAUAUGCGUAAAUGAAACUGUAUUCUGUGUUAAUCCAGCAACUAUUACCUUUAUUUUUGGAUAAACUUAUUAUAUUCAUAAAUUAUAACAAAUAGUUUGAAAGCCUCUCGUUUCGAUCAAUUUUUUACUAAAAAAGUGAAAGAAUUGAAAUGAACAGACUGUACUGCGAACUGCAGCUCUCACGUUUGUAAUAAUGUACGAUUUACGGACAUAGAAGAAACUGAAACAGUCACAUUGGCUUCCACUCAACUGUCGCUUUAAUUUCUCACGAUGAACAAGAUUUAGUUCAUGUUAAUAUUAUUGGCAUACCGUUUAGUCCUUAUUUUUGUUCGUUAUUUGUAUUAUAAAAUAUGAAACUAACGUUCCUCAGAACAAAAAUAUAAUGACCUGUGUACUUGAUUAUACUGAUAAGAAAUUUACAUUCUUUGUUAUUUUUUGCAUUUGAUAUGACAUCCGUUGAUUACAUUUACCUUAACGUUACGUUUUCCUUAAUCGGAAAUUUUCUCGAACUCGUUUAAUUUAAAUUUCAUAUUGAUAUGAUAACAUAAUUCUGUUAAAUCGAACAUGUUGAUCAAAUUGCAACUUCUUUAUAGUAUAGUGAUUGAUACAUUGCAAUAGCUUUUGGGUUCUUCUAUUAUUAUUAUUUUUUUUUUUGUUUUUUUUUGUUUUUUAAAUAAUGUAUAGCAUAAAUAUUAAUAAUUCCAGUUUUAGUGGAAGUGACAUAGACUUUUAUGAAACGUAGAGAUCAAAGAAAGUUGAUCUUUCUGUCUUUCUCAUUAAAAAUAUUGUUUUACCUUGCUACACAAAACUAGAUAUGUUCAAGUAGAGUAUUUCUUUCAAACUAAAAUGUGCCUUUUGUAAACAAUGCAGCAACACAAAACUGAAUGAAACACUUUGCACUUGCACGCGUUAAAUUCGGUAUUUCCAAGUUUUUGCGAUACGAGGCACAUUGUUCUAAACUGGAAAGAAAUGUAAUCUCGGAACAUAACUAGUUUCUUAUGAAAAUUAUAAACAAUGGUGCAAUUUUAUUUGUUUUAUUAUUUACUAACACAACAUUCUUUUAUUUGUAAUGGAAUUCAAGGAAAGUAUGUUUGUCAAAAAGUUGUAACGAAAGUCAGUUUCUUUUAUUUUAGUAGAUAAAUUUAUAUAUUUCUUAAUCGAAAAAAAAAAUAGUCACGUUACAUGAAAUUAUGCGGAGUAGUAAAAAAUAUUAUAUGCAAAUGAAUUGACUUGUAAGACUUGUGCAAAAUAAUGUUUCCAUUACAGAUUUAAACGUGCAAAACAUACAAACACUAAACUAUUUGUUCUACAUUGAAGAUGACAUUGGUGUUAAUUAUGUCUAGAUUCAAAACUAUAUUUAUGUAUUUGAGAAGUAUGUUAGAAACUUUAUUUAUUUUGUUACUGGUUUCACAGAUAAAACUAUAAAGACUUUAAAAUUUAUGUAGUACAAAUUUUCUAUUGCGAUUAUAAGAAUUUAAUUUGCAAUCGCUAUACAUUUGUAAUACGAUUAUACUUGAACGUUACGAACACAAUUGGCCAUAGUACUGAAGAAAAUGUGUUAUAAUAUUGCAGAAAGGGGCCAUAUUUUGAUUUUGCAUUUCGAUAAAAUAAUACGAGUAUAUGAAGAAAAAAAAAGAAACAUAGUUUUUAGAUUAAAAUAGUCGUUACAUUUAUAACGAAGACUUGGAAUGUUUCUUUAAAAUAAAGCUUCAUGAUUGCAAAUCAAACUCUAACGGUUUUACAAAUUCAAUGACAAUUACCAUUUGUAUACGUCGUAAUAUAUAAAAGUUUUUGAAAGAAGAAUUACAUCGCGCGUAUGUUUCACGUAUACAUUCUAUUCUAAUUAUGUUAAAGGGCAUUUUAGUCUGAGCACAAGGUUAAAUAUGGAAGAUUUAAUGUUCCUUUCUGUAAAUUAAUACCGUCUUCACAGUUUGUUCAGAUACAAAGUAUAUAUUUAUAAAAUUUGAAUUCCAUAAGCUUCUAUUUUGAAUUGAUCUUUAUAUUUCGUGUAAUUCCUUUAUACGGACGACUAAAAGCCUUGUACACAUUAAAUGUUUCCGUCGUUUAAAGGAAUUAUAGUCAAUAAUAUUUCUAGUGAUCCAUUCGUCAGAUGUUGCCCUUCUAUAUUUUUAUUUUUAUUCGUAGUAUGACUCGUUAAUAAAUGUAGAGUAAAAGCGAAGAGGGCUGUGUACACUGGGAAGUAAUAAGCGCAACAAUACUGUUUGUGCAAGCUUCAGAUUAAUUGCAUGUUAAACAUGUCACUAUGUGUAUAAUAAUACACGCGUACCUAUGUUAAUGGUAUGAAGCCACAUACAAUCUAUAUUAACGUUCUUUGUUUGAACAUAUGAAACAAUGAUAAUUAUAUACAUAUCGGUAUAUAAUGCAUAUAGUCAGCGCGCACUUGGCACUUAAUGGUACGAAUGGUACUUCUGUGACAGUUUAUGUUAAAUUAAUUCCCUAUUGUAAGAUUUUUGUUAUAUUAGCCGUAAACAUAACGGGCAAUGCGUGUAUGAAUGUUUACUCUGUCUUAUACCGAAAUUAUACUAAAAGUCUUUGAAAUCAUUCGGAGAAAAAAUAUUAAAAUUCUGCAAUGUUUGUUUCGUUAACUUUACAUAGAAAAUAUUAAUCGUAUCCGGAUAGUGUCAUAUAUUCGCGAUGCCCGUUACGUUUAAUGUAAUUGUUAGUCUGGCAUUUUUAAUGUAUUUUUCUAAAAUAAAUAA